AUGGAGCUCGACACACAUGGAACCGUUGAGGCGUUCUCUACUCACAAACAUCCAUCAAUUGUGAAUGGCAUCGGUUAUCUGAGGGGUAUGAAGUCGUCCUUACGUUCUGAGACCUGCGACAAGAUUUAUUCAACUUCCGAAACACGGAUGGCUAUGCAGGAUGAAGCAACAUCAGGGCAGAGGCAUGAUCGCCCAUUAGUACAGAUCGCACCGAUGUUAGACGUCACUUACUUCGAGUUCAGGCAAUUUAUGCGCCUUAUAACAAAGCGAGCUCAGCUUUGGUCAGAGAUGAUGGCUGACGGAUCGUUAAUUUAUGGCGACAAGGACAAAGUACACCAAUUAUUACAAUUUUCUCCAAAUGAACGACCUAUCGUUGUACAACUUGGAGGAAAUAACAUCGAUACACUUCGGCAAGCUGCUAAAAUCGCACUGUCCUAUGGGUAUGAUGAGGUCAACCUUAAUGCGGGUUGUCCUUCAGCCAGGGUAUCUGGUAAAGGGUGUUUCGGUGCGGCUCUAAUGAACGAAGCAGCAUUGGUUAGUGGUAUAGUUCGGCAGUUGAAGGACGAAUUCCCAGUACCAGUGACUGUUAAGCACAGGCUUGGCGUGGACCACAACGAUAGCUACGAGUUUGUCCGUGACUUUGUAAGAACAGUAGCCGAGGGUGGAUGCACGCAUUUUAUCGUACAUGCUAGAAAAGCAUGGCUCCAUGGUAUCAAUCCAAGGAAAAAUAGAUCGAUACCACCACUAGACCACGACCGUGUAUAUCGGCUAUGCAAGGAGUUCCCACAACUCAAUUUUACUCUGAAUGGUGGUAUAAAAUCGCUAUGUGAAAUAAAGGAUGCUCUUGAUAAGGGCGUCUACGGCGUCAUGGUUGGUCGUAUGGCGUACGAGAACCCUUGCGGUCUCGUAAGAGUGGACACCGACAUAUAUGGAGAAGCUGAGAACCCUUCUACUUGUAAAACUCGUCGCAUCCUGUUGGAGGCUUACGCAGACUUUAUCGACGCUAACAGUGAGCGCACCGAAAGCAUGAACGUAUGUGUGCUUGUGAAACCUAUUUUAGGGACCUUCCAUGGCGAGGCCGGAACUAGAUUGUUCAGGCAGGCCCUCUCGGACAUGGACGCUUACGAGAAGCUUAACUUCCACAAAGGGAAGACCAAGAGUGCACAGUACAUACAUCGUGCUAUCCAACUUAUGGAGACUAUCAAUCCCGAUGCUUUAGAUCGGCCACUUCACUGA
Babesia sp. Xinjiang is the source of this 1236-nucleotide messenger RNA. It is a transcript of the gene dusA, whose product is annotated as tRNA-dihydrouridine(20/20a) synthase. The coding region runs from base 1 to 1236 and encodes 411 amino acids. NCBI's taxonomy places the organism in Eukaryota, Apicomplexa, Aconoidasida, Piroplasmida, Babesiidae. The record is from RefSeq and is a predicted model, not a curated record. Gene Ontology annotation, molecular function: flavin adenine dinucleotide binding; tRNA dihydrouridine synthase activity. Gene Ontology annotation, biological process: tRNA dihydrouridine synthesis. The transcript has 2 exons.